UGCAACAUGCAGCAUGAGCCAUAACAACGCUCUAAAGACAUUCUUGCUCUUGCUAAAAGGGAAAUCCAAAAUAGAAACAGUAAAAGAGCAGAACACUCAUCUCUCUCUACAUGUUGCAGAGAGAGACUCAGAGCGAAAGAGAAACAGUAUUUAUCAAUUCCUCAAUAGGUACUGGAGGAGGACCCUGGGUCUACAGGUGCGCUAUGCAGACUGUGGGGGAUACCGCUUCUGUUACUCUUACAGAGGGAAGCCGGGGUUCAGACCAUCCAUCCUCAUGCUACAUGGUUUCUCUGCUCACAAAGACACAUGGCUCACUAUGGUCAAGUAUCUACCCAAACACCUGCACAUACUGUGCGUGGAUAUGCCUGGCCAUGAGGGAACCACUCGUACCAACUCAGAGGACUACUCCAUCCAGGGCCAGGUCAAGAGGAUUCAUCAGUUUGUGGAGAAUGUUCGACUGAACAGGAAGCCCUUCCAUCUGGUCGGGACCUCCAUGGGGGGCAAUGUGGCAGGAGUGUACGCAGCCAGCUUCCCCUCCGAAAUCUGUAGCAUCACCCUUAUCUGUCCAGCAGGUAUACGAUACCCCUGUGAGACAAAAUUUGACAAUCAUCUGCAGGACCUUGAGCACAGCCAUUACACUCUGAGCAUCCCACUGAUUCCGUCCACACCAGAGGAGAUGGAGGAUAUGCUCAGGCUUUGCUCCCAUGUCCGCUUUAAGAUCCCUCAACAGAUUCUUCAAGGACUGGUGGAUGUUCGGCUUCCACACAAUGAUUUUUAUCAAGAAGUUUUCAUGGAGAUAUUGGGUGAGAACUCCAGAUACGCCCUACAGGACAAUUUGCAGCUGAUUACUGCCCCUUUGCAAGUCAUUUGGGGCAAACAGGACCAGGUGGUGGAUGUCUCUGGAGCUGUGGUAGUGGCGGAGGCCUUGCCCGGUUGCAGGGUGGACCUGUUAGAGAACUGUGGCCACUCUGUGGUGAUGGAGAGGCCUCGCCGGACAGCCAAACUCAUCAUGGAGUUUAUUAUCUCCCUGGGUACCACCAGCGGAACCAUUAAGAAGCACUCCUGAGAAAUACAUUCUUUAUGGAAGUUUUAUUAUUUAGUCAAGCAUUUUAUUUUGAAAUGUAAAAAAAAAAUGGUUUAACGAUCAACUAUUUACUCUAAACUCUUAAUUUUUCAGAUUCAGUUAUUUUUUUCACCCAUGUAAUAUCUUGGUCAAAUAUGUUGUUUUCCUCUUCCUGCAAUGUUUGAUCACAUUUGACUAAAUUAUUAAACCCUGCCUGUGUCUAAUUGAAUUGAUUUUCAUCAAACUAUGCUGAUGGAAUGUUUGUAGCUAGCCUAUGUGCAUAAAAUAAAGAAUACUUCCAUCUC
Oncorhynchus kisutch (coho salmon) is the source of this 1368-nucleotide messenger RNA. RefSeq names its product abhydrolase domain containing 6, acylglycerol lipase b (gene abhd6b). Gene Ontology annotation, biological process: acylglycerol catabolic process. The coding region runs from base 14 to 1066 and encodes 350 amino acids. NCBI's taxonomy places the organism in Eukaryota, Metazoa, Chordata, Actinopteri, Salmoniformes, Salmonidae. Gene Ontology annotation, molecular function: monoacylglycerol lipase activity. The record is from RefSeq and is a predicted model, not a curated record. The transcript is spliced from 7 exons. Gene Ontology annotation, cellular component: membrane; AMPA glutamate receptor complex.